Entrophospora sp. SA101 is the source of this 273-nucleotide messenger RNA. The record is from the annotation of a GenBank genome assembly. NCBI's taxonomy places the organism in Eukaryota, Fungi, Glomeromycota, Glomeromycetes, Entrophosporales, Entrophosporaceae.
AUGGGUGCUUUAUUCCGUAACACAGGGGAAGGCGAAGAAUUAGCUGGUUGUGAUCUUUUGAUUAUUAGUCCAAAAUUGUUAGAACAAUUACAUUCUGAUACUAAAAAAACCAUUAAACGUAACCUAAGUCCUGAAAAUGAAAAAGUUACCUUUGAUGAAAAAGGUUUCAGAUGGGCACUUAAUGAAGAUGCUAUGGCUACAGAAAAACUUGCUGAAGGUAUUCGAGAUUUUGCAAAAUUAAAGACUCACUUGAGAGAGCUUUUAUCUGCUUGA